This is a messenger RNA of Ambispora gerdemannii, 869 nucleotides long. Lineage: Eukaryota; Fungi; Glomeromycota; Glomeromycetes; Archaeosporales; Ambisporaceae. The record is from the annotation of a GenBank genome assembly.
CUUACAAGUUUCCUGCCUCUGUGGCUACUAGCCAAGUAAAAAACAUUGCGGUAGAGGUAAGCCGUAGUGGUCGAAUAACCUACGUUGCCGAAAUAGAACCAGUAAUUUGCCAAGAAAAGUAUUGUGAAGAAACUUUUGGAGGUAUUGAUGAAGAAUUGCCUUCUAUUCAAAAAGAAAUGGAAAAAUUUACUAAAAAAAUUAACAGAACACCAGUAGAUAAUUUAUCCUCCGUUAUUGAAGAAGCCCAAAAGGAAAGUUUUAAUGCGGCUUGGAAACAAAUGAAGGUUAAUUAUGGUGGGGAAGAACCUCCCUAUUUCAGUGCUAGGGCUAUUUAUAAAAUCAACUUUCCUCCUUCUCUUUGGAAUGAACUAACAGAAAAACAACAAGAAUCAGCCAAAAAAGACGGACAUGUGCGCGGGGAACAAAAUCCUAAUAAUCCUGCCGAACUAGAUAAUAAUUCCCUUUUUUAUGGAGCACCCCGCACCGGUAAAUCAAUUAUGGCUGAAAAACUUGCUUAUGAAGCCGAUAUAUAUCCAUUAGUAGUUAUUCAAGGUUCAACCUUAACUCCUAACAAGUCUGAUACCAAUGCUAAUGUCACGCUUUUGUUAAAAUUUAUCUUUACUGUUAGUGCUAUUACUCACGAUUUAGUGAAUAAUUUUGGUUAUGAAAGAGAUAAAGAAGAUGGGGAAGCUAGCACUAAUCCUAACGCUGAAUAUGAACCAGAAAAGGACGAAGAAAAUGACGAGCAAGAGGAAACUAAUGAUGACAAGGAAAAAAAAGACAAAAAAAGAAAAUUAGAAUUAAAAGGUAAAACCAUAGACCAAGCCAGAGAAGAUAACAAAAAAGCCCAAGCCGAAGCCGAUGAUUGA